This is a messenger RNA of Anarrhichthys ocellatus (wolf-eel), 3474 nucleotides long. It is a transcript of the gene ephx1, whose product is annotated as epoxide hydrolase 1, microsomal (xenobiotic). The coding region runs from base 1658 to 3139 and encodes 493 amino acids. The record is from RefSeq and is a predicted model, not a curated record. NCBI's taxonomy places the organism in Eukaryota, Metazoa, Chordata, Actinopteri, Perciformes, Anarhichadidae. The transcript is spliced from 8 exons. Gene Ontology annotation, molecular function: epoxide hydrolase activity. Gene Ontology annotation, biological process: epoxide metabolic process.
CAAAUGCCAUUUUAUCGUCUGAGAAUCAUAUGUUACAUGUUCAAUAAAUGUUUAUUUACCCCAGUAUAGCCAGUAUCUCUCCUGUAUUCAUCUUGUGUUGGUGUUGUAUACAACGCGAUGUCUGCAUGAUUUCAAUGGCCCCGUUCCCACUUCCUACCUCCUACUUGUGUCUCCUUUGCCACACCCAACUUUAAACUUCAUUUUGAGCUCAGCUACACACCAGUAAAGUUUCGCGACUGCACCUUGCACGGUUGCGACGUUAUCGCGGUAACAUAAUUUGUCCCCAGAGAGAUGGAAACAUAAACACAUGGCAAAUAUCUCAAAACAGCUACUGUUGUAGCUCUUGCUACAGAAGGGGCCAAUUCCAAAAUAUACCCUUGUCUAGCUGGGAAAAGUUAAUUUGAUUGUGUGUGUGUGUGUGCGUGCGUGCAUCUCCAUGCUUCAAAAAAUGUCCACUUCUUAUGAUCGCUUCUUCAUACUACAUGUCCCAUCAUGCACCUCCGCUUUUUCCACAGAGUUUCUUCACUUGUUAUCCUCACGCUUUUACUUCACACGCGUAAAGUGUAAACAGCAAAACACUCGUAUGAACAUUUGUCCAUCCAGCUGCACACAAAAGUCAGUCCAAGUUUAAAAACGUAAUUUCAAGAACGUAAGAUAACGUUAGUGAAACGGGUAGGAGGGACCGGACGUGUCCAGCACGCACACCGUGAGUCCAGCAGCGCGGACUGAAGUCCAACACACCUCACACUCCGCCGUGCUACGAGGUUCACGAGCAGGUAAAACCGUUUAAAACUACUUCUGGUGACAUUGUAGUGACUUCAAGUCUUCAGACGGUGUCGUUGGCGACCCGCAUCUGAAAUAGUGAUUUGUUUUCACCAAGUUAUAGAAAAGUUGCAUGUGACGUUUAGUUGACGCAAAUGCAACCUUACAUUACAGCCUCGAAGUAACGGUACCGUGACAGUUUACUUCAAAGAGUGCGGAGGAAGAAUGUGGACUUUUGUAGUAAACGGUUUGUUAUAUAUAAAGUUAGUUAAAUGAAGUGAACUUCUCGCUGUAUGGCUGCUAUUCACGUUAGCUAAUGUUAGCAAAAACACAAAGUGGCAUUAUACUAAUGCAGCCUUGUUCCCGCUGUUGCUAUCAGACUGCAGCACACAGACGUGUUUACCUGCUGGUGACACGUGAGUGAGGCGUCACAGUGGAGUGCUGAAUGGGAAAAGCUCUGUCAUGCAGGUCUCAGCAGGCUGAGGGGGCCUUGGUCAGCCCUGUUCUUUACCAAAUCCUGGCCACAACAACAGGGACCCUUUUGUCUGCCCCCCCCUGUAAACUCAAGCUCAUAAAUCCUCUGUGCCCCAGACUCAAAUCACACUGAGAGAAAGUCACCCUCAUACUUCUCUGUUUGAUUUGUCAUUGAAUCAUUUGUUUUAGUGUGACAACAUGAGGAUUCUGUCACAUCUAGUUACAAAGUAUUGAUUCUUUAUUAUUUAGUCUAUCAAGUCUAAUAAGUAACUUCAUUUUUAAUGAAGUCCAAAGAAUGCAUGCAUACUUUAGUGAUGCAAUUGUUACAUUAUGUGAUAGCACAUUUAUGGUUACUGUGAUAACAGACAGCUUGCUCUGCUUUGUAUACUUUUCAUGCUGUCUUGGCCAUGUAAAAUAACUCAUGAACGUUUCCUUGUGUCAUCGGUCCUACACGUCCUUUUGUUGUCUCACCCACCCUCCCUCCCAGUCCUGUAUCUCUCCAUCCCUCCACCCGGCACAGACACUGAGCGCCAUGUUCACGGAGGUGCUGGUUGCUCUGGUGAUCGGCGGGCUGAUCUUCUUCCUGGUUCAGCGGAGCAGGACCCAGGUUCUAAAGACGGAGGAUGGCUGGUGGGGGGCUGGCGCGCCCCCCGACGGCGGGGAGGACGCCACCAUUCGCCCCUUUAAAGUCACCAGCAGCGACGAGGAGCUGGAGGACCUUUACAGGAGGAUAGACCAGACCCGCCCCGUCCCCUCCCUAGAGGACAGCCAGUUUAACUACGGCUUCAACUCCCAGUACCUGCAGAAGGUGGUCUCCUACUGGAGAAACGACUUUGACUGGAGGAGGCAAGUUGACAAGCUCAACCGGUACCCCCACUUUAGAACCAACAUCGAAGGCAUUGAUAUCCACUACCUGCACGUGAAGCCCAAGAAGGUGCCAGAGGGAUCUACUGCUAUUCCUCUGAUAAUGGUCCACGGCUGGCCCGGCUCCUUCUAUGAGUUCUACGGACUGAUCCCUCUGCUGACAGAACCGUCGGACCCACAGGAUCUUGUGUUUGAGGUGGUGUGUCCCUCCAUACCAGGGUACGGUUUUUCGGAAGCACCACAUAAGAAAGGUUUUGAUUCAGUUUGUGCGGCACACGUCUUUCACAAACUGAUGAAGCGCCUGGGCUUCCAGAAGUUCUACGCUCAUGGAGGAGACUGGGGCUGGCUGGUCACCACCAACAUGGCCCAGCUGGAGCCCGGGAUAGUCAAAGGCCUGCAUGUGAACUUUGCCCCGCCCUCCAAACCAGGCCUGUCCAUGGCUUUAUCCAUCAUGCUCGGCCGUCGCUUCCCCAAGAUGUUUGGCUUCACUGACAUGGAUAUUCAGCGUCUCUAUCCCCGCAUGGAGAAGCUGGUGGUGGAGCCCAUCAAGGAGUCCGGCUACAUGCACAUCCAGGCCACCAAGCCCGACACCGUGGGUCGAGGACUGAAUGACUCCCCGGUGGGUCUGGCUGCCUACAUUCUGGAGAAGUUCUCGACGUGGACAAGCCACGACUUCAGGAACCUGGAGGACGGAGGGCUCACCCGGAAGUUCUCUCUGGACGACCUGCUGACGAAUGUGAUGAUCUACUGGACGUCUGGCUGCAUCGUCUCCUCCAUGAGGUUCUACAAGGAAAACUUUGGCAAAGGCCUCGACCAGCCUCACUCUAAGAUGCCUGUGUACGUUCCCACUGGGUUCGCCUGCUUCCCCGACGAGCUGAUGCACACUCCCAAACUCUGGGUCGAGCAGAAGUACCGCAAACUGGUGACGUUCACGCCCAUGGCCCGCGGUGGCCAUUUUGCUGCCAUGGAGGAGCCCCAGCUGAUGGCCGAGGACAUCCAGAACUUCACGAAGACGGUGGAGAAGAAGAAGAAGAAGUAGUGGUCAAAGUGAAUGAUUUCUACAGCAAAGUAGUUUAAUAAUGAUAUAAAUUUCUUUGAUCAGUGAUGAUAAAUAAGAUGAAGUCUAUAGUUUAGGAACGUUUAGAGUCAUCUAUAACUGAUUAGACUCAGUAAACUAGUAUUUCCUUGAUAGGAUUAGUCUGAGAUUUGCAAGUUUUCUUUGAUUAAUCUGUCAAUGUUUCUGAGGGAGAACUCUUCUGCUCGUUUUCGUUGUGUUUUUGCACAUUUCAGACAGAAACUGAACUGUUAUUUCAAAUUGAGACAAAUGUUACAAUCACUGUGUCAAAGCCGAUGAAAUAAAGUAUGUGCUGAUAA